ACAGCUCCCAUGACCUCCAGUCUCUCUCUCUCUCCCCGCAGCUUCAAAUGCACUCUUUCUUUUCGUUCAUCACCGCAAACAAAGUGUGUGGAGGAAGAUGAGCCCGAAGAACGAAGAUCCUCCUUCUCCGUACCACGUAAUUCACAAGCUCCCUCCCGGUGAUAGCCCUUACGUCCGAGCCAAGCACGUCCAGCUAGUUGAGAAGGACCCAGAAGCAGCUAUAGUGUUGUUCUGGAAGGCAAUAAAUGUGGGUGAUAGAAUAGACAGUGCCCUCAAAGACAUGGCAGUAGUUAUGAAACAGCAAGAUAGAGCAGAAGAAGCAAUUGAAGCUAUAAAAGCUUUCAGGGAUCGCUGCUCGAAGCAAGCUCAGGAAUCAUUGGACAACGUCCUUAUUGACUUGUACAAGAAAUGUGGGAGAAUCGAGGAGCAGAUUGAGCUAUUGAAGCAGAAGCUGUGGAUGAUUUACCAAGGAGAAGCCUUCAAUGGUAAGCCAACCAAAACUGGUCGUUCUCAUGGAAAGAAAUUCCAGGUCACCAUCAAGCAAGAGACGUCCAGGAUACUGGGAAACUUGGGUUGGGCCUACAUGCAGCAAGGAAACCAUAUGGCUGCCGAAGUGGUUUAUCGCAAAGCUCAAAUAAUCGACCCAGAUGCGAACAAGGCCUGCAACUUGUGCCUGUGCCUGAUCAAGCAAUCUCGACAUACUGAGGCAAGGACAUGUCUUGAAGAUGUAUUGCAGGGUAAAGUUUCAGGGUCCGAAGAUGCCAAGUCAAGAAAUCGCGCAGAGGAGCUGCUGCAGGAACUAGAGAAAUACCAAUCUCCACCAUCAUCUUCAAACCUCUCAAGAUCAAGUAUGGAAGAUGCUUACAUAGAGGGGCUUGAACAGUUGAUGAACGAAUGGGCCCCAAUCAGAACAAGGAGACUGCCCAUCUUUGAAGAGAUAUCUCCAUUUCGAGACCAGUUAGCUUGUUGAUUUGAGCUUCUUUCACCUCUUUCAUUUGUGAAUGUUUGUCUGCGAGGAAAACGACCUGCAGGACUGAUUCACUUGGAUUUGGGGUGCCAAGAGUAAUUCUGUAAGUCAAUUUUGUGUCCCUUAAAAAAUAAUUUGAUUUUUAAAAUUA
Molecule: messenger RNA, 1118 nt
Organism: Alnus glutinosa
Lineage: Eukaryota; Viridiplantae; Streptophyta; Magnoliopsida; Fagales; Betulaceae
Product: protein SULFUR DEFICIENCY-INDUCED 2
Exons: 4
Coding region: 98-970 (290 amino acids)
Molecular function (GO): protein binding
Source: RefSeq, a predicted model, not a curated record